AUGAAACUUAGAGCAACGAUCCUAAGAAAUGAAACCAAUGUUCUCAAAAUCACUAACCAAAACAGAUGUUCAGAAGAGGCUGUCGGUGCCGAUGACGAGUCUUGCAUCCCUGCCGGAUUUCAAAGAAGGGCACACGGUGGAUUUAUGGGUUAGGGAUGCAUCAAGACAAGGAAAAGUCUGGAAAUUCAAAUGCUCAAUCCGCAAGAAAAAUCACCCCAAGCCUGUUUUCUGCUCCAAAUGGCUUGAUUUUGUUCGUUUCAAUGAUCUUCAAGUUGGUGAUCGAAUCCAGUUUUACAGGGAGAUGGAUGAUCAUCCCUCCGGAGCUAAUUAUUACAAGAUUGAAGUGAAGAAAGCUAUGAAGAUUUUCGGGGUAAUUUUUGGCUACGUAGGGACGGCCUAGGUUAAUUAGUACCUGCGGAACCCUUUUUUUUUUUUUUUUUUUUUUUUUUUUUUUUUCCGAUCUGCUGUCGGCUGAAAACGCCGGAACCUUGACUGGCGACGGAUUCUUUUUUUAGCUUUUGGGGUCAAGUUUAUUUCGAGAACCGCGUUGUAUUAAAAUAGACAAAAAGAA
Molecule: messenger RNA, 571 nt
Organism: Rubroshorea leprosula
Lineage: Eukaryota; Viridiplantae; Streptophyta; Magnoliopsida; Malvales; Dipterocarpaceae
Source: the annotation of a GenBank genome assembly